Molecule: messenger RNA, 2024 nt
Organism: Colletotrichum scovillei
Lineage: Eukaryota; Fungi; Ascomycota; Sordariomycetes; Glomerellales; Glomerellaceae
Product: TRAF-type zinc finger
Exons: 2
Coding region: 261-1634 (457 amino acids)
Molecular function (GO): zinc ion binding
Source: RefSeq, a predicted model, not a curated record
ACUGGAUCUCUCAAACCUCCACUUUCUUCACCCGCGCCUGCCCCCGGAGUAUCGCCCUCUGCGCCACCAGACGAUAUCCACAACCGCAGCAAAUUCCGUAUCUCCGUCACCACCCGAACCACUUCACGAGGAAAACACCGCAGCUUGGCCCCCCCUCUCUCAGCUGCUUUGAUCUCAAACAUGGUCCUCCUAGACAUCUCGUAAUCCUCUCUGCUACACCAAGCGCGCCCCGACCGAUAACGAGCGGAGAGUUUUGCACCAUGUCCCACCAAGGCUUUCCCAACGAAGAUGCGGCCAUCACCCAUCUCGUACACAACCUCGUCGAGAAUGCUGUGCGCUCCGUUGAGGAAGUCCCGAUCCCUUUGACGCCACGAACUCCUACCCAGUGGCCUGUCGAAGAACUUGCGACCCGGGAGGCCCUGCGAUACUCCAUUAGCCCCAGUCACGUCAAGGACCUCCUCGACUUCUCCGCCCUCAACUAUGUCGAAGAACCCGACGAUAACCUACUUUGCCCAAUCUGCAAGCUGCCCGUCAUCACCCCGAUCAUUACGCCCUGCGAUCAUACCUUCUGUCUGGAAUGCCUGAAGCGCCAUGUCCACUCAUCCGAUACCUGUCCCAUCGACCGGACGAGGUUCCGAGCCAGGGACUGCAAGACGUCGAGACUUUUGACGAAUAUCCUCGACAGCCUGGUAGUCGAAUGCCCCAAUACUGAGCGAGGAUGCAGCGAAAAGAUGAAGCGCGACGAGGUCGUCAAGCACACAAUCAGUUGCCGAUACACGCUGCACGACUGCCCCGAAAAAACAUGUGAUAAGAGGGUGGAGCAAUGGUUGGCUGUGUCUGGCAAGUGCUGGCACUUUGAGCAGACGUGCGAAUACUGCGAGGAGAAGAUGGAAGCGGCGUCGAUGGCCGACCACAUCAACAAAGUGUGCCCGAAAAACACGACGGACUGUACCGAGUGUGGAGAGACAAUCAAGCUUUCCGAGCUGGGCCAACACCGCGAUGAUCAUUGCCCGGAAACCUCGGUCCCUUGCACAUAUCAUGACUUUGGUUGCAAGCACGAGGCACUUCGCAAGACACUAGCGACUCACCAAGACGAGUGUAUCUUCAGGGUGGUUGCUGUCGUUGGAGAAAAGGUCAAAUCACAAGAGAAACAAAUCGAAAAACUGCAGAAGCAGACGGAAGACCAGGAGCGACAAAUCAUGGCAAUGAAGGACGAGCGUCGAGACUGUAUCUCCUGGGACGACGUAUUCAACCUCAACAACGUCCAAGGCGGACCAAAGUUCAAACCCACCGAGGCUGUCAUGACUAUUUACGAAGACAUGGAACGUCGCAUGGAGGAGCUCAAGAAAGAGUUUACAGACCUCGAGGGCCGCCAGACAGUGAUGGUCCUGAACCAGGUCAUGCCGAUUAAGGAUCAGAUCACCGAGAUCAGGAGCAACCUGGGCAUUCUCAAGAUGCACAUGGCAUGGCUCAUGAACAAGAGCCGAGAGGAAGUCGAGCGCAGCCGGUUGGCCAACCGUAGCGUUGGUAGCACCAGCCGAACGAGGGGCAGCUCUGACAGCGACGGCGAGGCUACUACUCCGACUACAUCUCGGCGGCUGAGUGAUGGGUCAAAUGGCAUCCCCCGCCUUUGAGACAUCUGCUCUGGACUGGGCUUUGGUAUCCAUUCUCCAUCCUUGGGAAUCUUUGCAUAUACAAGUGAGACCGAGAGCAAUCUUGGAUGGCUGCGAGGCGUGGAUCCUGGCUGAUGCAAGAUAUGAGCAAGAACAGAUGUAACGCAGCCUCUGUUCUACGCACUCCACAUCUUCACCCCGACCUAGAUGGGCUCCGUACCUUCUCGAGACUUUAGUCUGACUGUACUACUAAAAGUGUUGAUUUUACUGGCGUUGGGGACAAAUGGGAACAAAGGAACGAAACGCGAAACGGAAAGGCACGGAAAUACCCUUGUGAUGGUCUGCGAGUUCAGCAAGACACCCAGUUACACAAAAUUGGUCUCGUAUCUAGUCUAAUUGACACAAGGAGGC